CCCGCGUCAAGUAACAAUGUGGCCUUUUGUUAUCCUGGCUGAUAUUUUAAAUUGCUGUGGCGCAGUUCAACCCCCGCUUUCAUGCCUGAUGAUUUUGCAAACGACGAAGCUUUAAUUGAGAAAUUUACGAUAAUAUUACGGCGCUUUACAGACACGACAACUCUUGAGACUUGAUCGACUCCUUUGAAACAAGGUUGUUUUUUUUUUCUUUCCUCCAGGAUUAGUUCAGUAUUUUCGCAUUGGUUGAUGGACCCAGCAUUCAAAGCAUUCAAAGGAUGACAAUAAUUCCAAUGAAAUCAAAAGUAUUUUCCCUGAUGGAAGUUUCUCUUCACACUGACAUGUCUUCCUGUUGGAUUGUUAUUCGGGAUAAAGUGUAUGAUGUGACCAAUUUUUUGGACGAGCAUCCAGGAGGAAGGGAAAUCAUUCUAGAACACGCAGGUAUGGAUGCUACAACUGUAUUCCAAGACAUAAGCCACUCGAUUGAAGCUCAAAAGAUUCUCUCUAAAUAUCAAAUUGGAGAACUGAGAGAGAAAGACAAAAUCUAUAACUCCAAGCCUAAACCUUAAGGAUCGAGAUGUCCUCCUUGGCACCACCAAUUAAGACAAGAUACAUGUCUAGCGUACGGAUAUUUGGUUUUCUGUUGAUCAAUGGCUGAAUAACAAGGCACCAAGUUCUUCCACACAACUUUAAGUGGCAGUUGUGAAAAGAACGAACAGUAGAAAGGAAAAUGCAGGAAUUUCAAGAGAGACUCUCAUGAGUUCUUCGUGGGAGACAUAGGCUUCGCUCUUAAGACACAAUUUUGUCAUUUAGUACUGAAAAGAUGAUCAUACAUUGGUCAUCCGUGAAGUUCAUAUUUAGGCGUUUCUCCUUCUAGCAAAAGUAUUUUGUAGGUGAAAAACCAAAUCGGAUAGCCAUACAGCAAACGUAUGUCUCAAAACUCUUCUGUUUGAUAAACGUUACAGUUCUUUUCCAACUAACCAGAAAAAAAUCACUUUGAAUUCAGUAACACUUCCAUGUAAAUCCUCAAAUUUAAUUUUGCAUUCUUCUUGAAUUGACGGUUCUGUUAGCGAUAAGUAUCGCUAAAUCGUUCAGUAAUUUCUUUACAAAUACCAAUUGUUGUUGGUGAUCACAAAAUCUUCGGUAGAGAUAUAGUCUUAAGUGAAAAAUAGACAGUCCAAUACUGCAUGUGGCUACUGGUGUAGCACAAUUGUUAUAGCAAUGAGAAGAACUACAAGUUUUAUAGUGAUGCUCUCUUCCGUAGGAUAAAGUUUGAAUUCAUUUGAAAAACCAUAUGUUAAUUUCAUAUGACUUAAUUAGAAAAAAAAUAUUUGUAACAUGUAAAAUUUAGAUAAGUUGUCUAUAUCGCUGAAAUUGGUAGAAAGCUGGAGACCCGAUUUAAGGAACACCUUUAAAGUAAAUUCGGGAGAAGACUUGAAUGCCGUAGAAGAGCAUAUAAAGAAACUUUGUGACCAUUAUUUUUCCUCCGACAACGUUACCAUCUUACCGCAAAUAAUUCCAUCCUACUGCAUCAUGCUUACGGAAUAUUUCACCCUUUGAAUGAAUCGGUUUAAGUAGCUAUAUCUCGUAAUUUUUCUUCUCAAUUACUAGCUUGCGUUCAAUUCGCUAAUUUUUGCACGCUGAGAGGUAAGUAUACCUUACCAAGGAAUGUUCGCUUCUUCUCCAUCAAAAAGUCCCAACGAUGUAACCUCCAGCAAUUUAUUCUUGGGAAAAACAGAAGUUGUUGCAAUUUGUUUUCAACAAAGUGCAAGAACACAGGCGCGGCAAUAAGAAAAAGUGUACCUUGCGCCGGCUUCUACCAUUGCUUUCACUGUGAUCAAAAAAUAUUUCACAGAUAUCCAGUUGAUUUCUGAUUAAACUUUAUUAUUCUUAAGAAAUUCUGCCCCAUAUAAAAACGUUCGGAUUGAAUAAACUUUUUGCCUGCCUAGCA
Stylophora pistillata is the source of this 1948-nucleotide messenger RNA. RefSeq lists its product as uncharacterized. Gene Ontology annotation, cellular component: membrane; intracellular membrane-bounded organelle. Gene Ontology annotation, molecular function: heme binding. The record is from RefSeq and is a predicted model, not a curated record. NCBI's taxonomy places the organism in Eukaryota, Metazoa, Cnidaria, Anthozoa, Scleractinia, Pocilloporidae.